ACAGCAUACAAUACGCAUUAACCAUUAGUUUUCAUUAAAGCGAUCUAUAUAAUACACAAACACACACACUCACUCACCACUCACUCGACACAUACACUCUCACACAGCCAUGUAAACUCACACACAUACAUUCACACACAGUCACUCAUACAGACAUAAUGCAUUAUGCAGCAACAAUUGCAACUCGAUGGUAUUGUUUACUCUUCCAAAAUUUAUUAAGCUUAAAGUAAAUAAAAAAAAAAAAAAUUAUGGAUGUAUUUGCGGCGGAGGAAUAUAUAAAUAUAUAUAUGAUAUGAUAUAUAUAAUAUAUAUGAUAUGUAGGUGAUGCUUAGGAUGAUGUGACCAGUUGAGAACGAGAAAGUAGAGAAGAAGAUGAAGGAAAAGGGGCCGCUGCUGAUAAUUAAGUUUAUUUUUUAUAUAUAUAUGAUUGCAAAUAGUAAUUUUUUAUUCAUGUGUGCAAAUAAUUAAAUAAAAAUAUUGAAAAUUUAUUACUUAUAAUUAUAUAUACAUACAUUAUAUACGCCCCUAUCAUAAAGAUGUGUAUAAAACAAACAACAAAACAAACAAACAAAAAAAAAAACAACAAAACAUGAAAUAUUGUUUAUUAUUGUUUUCGUUUUCUUAUGAUUUCCCAUUCUGGGCAUAUAAAUCGGUCUCUUUUGCCGAUCCUGUCCAGCAUGUUGCUUUAUCUGUUUUUUCAAAAACACACAAAUUCGAACCAAAAAAUGAAAAUACAAAAAAACAAAUACUCGGCAAAACGUAAAUUAAAUUAAAUUGUAACUAAAUUUAAAAGAGGCGCAUUCGAUUUUAUGUUUCGUCUUUUCUUCUAUGAUUUGUAUACAAAUAAAUGUUUAAUUUUAAUUAUGCAAAUAUGAUAUAAACAAAUAAACAUAAUUUCUAUUGUAAUUAAACGCUGCGAACAAAACAAAACAAAAACAAACAUCAAACUUAGUAGACGAAUCUGAGAGUAACGUAUAGACAAAAAAGAUGAAGAUGAAAGACGAAGUUGAAGAAUCAUAAAACAAAACUGACACAAAUCUCAUGCAAAUAUUUUUGGAGAUUUCGAAAUCUCUUCGAAAACUCAAACGCCUUCUUUUUCCAUGGGUUUUUUUUUUCAAAUCGGUUUUUUCGCUGUCCCAUCAACUGCACUUUCAAAUUCUAAUCCCAUUCUACACCCGCCAAUGCCGCGAGCAAAGUAAACAAAAUCAAAGUCUAACAAAAUGUGGCAUAAAACAAACAAAAUGAAACUUCUCUCUUUCAGAAGAAUCGAUGAAGAAAAAAUAAAAAACAAAUUUUUAAUAGGGUAAAAAAGAAACACGGAAAACUAAAAGAAACCAACCGAAACAAAGAACAACAAAUCGCCAAAUACGGCGUGCAAUGAGGCGAAGAGAAAGCAAAAAAGAAGAGUAAAGAGAGCCGUAGGUAGGAAGAGAAGAGAGGUGAAGAAGAACACAAGCUAAAUGCUGAAUGAAAGGGAAAACAAAAGUGUAAGAGACGGCCGACCGAUAGAUGAUGAAUCUCGGCUAGAAGAAUCUCCAUAACGAUACGAUUUGUAGACUAUGCAAGUAUUUUUAUGUAUUAAAGGUUAUGUUGUAAGUUUUUAUCACAAUAUUUGUAUUGUAGCUGCUCAGUGUUUUAUAUGAUUAUAUAAAAUGGAUAAAACCGAAAAACAAAAACAAGAAAAAAAAACCAACCAACCAACCGGACAGACAAAACAUUAUUGUAUUACAUACAUCUUAUAUAUAAUAAAUAUGCUUCUUAAUAAAAAAAAAAAAAAAAAAAAAAAAAAAAAGACAAAUACAACUUAUUUAUGACGGAGGAUUUACAGAAGACACGAUAACCUAAGCUGGGGUGGCUUACACGGAGAGACCCAAACAAUAUAAAAAAAAGCAGAAAGGAAAAAUUAAUUAUGAUACUUGAGUUAUCUUUGACGUAUAGUUCUGAUAACUUGCUCGAGUCGAGUUGUGCAGGCUUCAUAAUGCUUAGAAUAAUUAAAUUAUCUUUCUGCAAGAGUUUCGAUAGCAGACCCAACAACGACACCAGGAACAGCGACACCAAAACACAGUCGCAGUGACAGCUCAAGUUCAGCACAAGAUAGUAAAUGUUGAAUACCCUGUAAAUUGAGCCAAUGAUGAUUACAUUCCAGAAGAGGCAAUUUGGUAUUUGUAAAUUUGGAUUCUAAAUGAACUUAAGAAGAACCAAGGCAUUUUACAUUUAUCUCGUUUUAGAUCUUUACAAUUUAUUUCUGCUAAUUGUCAAAGUCAAAAAAUACGCAAAUGAUUUGAAAAACAAACAUUUCAUUGAUCAUAUUUCGAACAAUAAAUUUCAUAAGCAUCACUUGAGAAUUUCAAUAUUAAUUGAAUUCACUUUUAAAUAUUAGAGAUUGGCAUAUUUAAAUUGUUUUAUGUAUUCCAAAGACGUCAUGUUGAAGAGCAUAAGAGGCACUUCUUGACGUAUCUUCAAAAAGUUCAUGGGAAGAACCAAAACAGAAGUUUUCAUUAAACAUCUUGAGUAUUACAUAUUUUCCUUAUAGGUUAUCUUUUAGUCGCGUAAACCUUUUGUAACAUUCUUGACCGUCAUUGUUUUGGCUGGAAGUCCCCCCUGAUCGAGCUAGAUAAAUCGAAUCAUAAACUGUUUUAUCAUGAUAAUAGCCACUGACCAUACGAGUUGACGCCAAUAUGUUUAGAUUACUCAUACGAUUACUCAGAGGAACAUGGAACCAAUAAAUUUAAGCAAAUUUAUAAAAAAAAUAUAUAGAUGGCAACCGAAAGAUAAAGAUAGACAGCGGACUCGGGGGCAAAUACUAUAUACAGAGAAAGAGAGAGAGAGAGAGCGAAAGAGAUAGACUGAGAAGUUGUGCACUUAGAAUCCGUUGGAUUCCAACCCAGAAAUGCCAAUCAAAUUGACAUUCAAUUCCAAUCCUGACCCCAUAGACAACAUGCCAGGCGAUAAUCGAUAUUUGACCUAGGCCAAUAUAAAAAUGACUAUUCAAAGUGUGCUGCACCUCCCCCGAACUUCAUCUCGCCCCUUCCCACGCGACGACUGUCUUAGAUAAUCGACGACUAAUUUGAUGUCUGACUAAAUGUUUGUGCUCAAUUUGAAGCACAUUCGCAGUAGCGCACAACGAUUCAUCAAAUGGCGCCUCCCCACGCCCCUCGUCAAAGAGUCAUAAUCAAUGCAGACACGUCAAAGAAAUGCCAAGUGGGUUGGUUGUCUUCUGGCUUCUAUCUCCCUCCCCCUCAAACCCCACCAACGCGGUUGUCAACGGGCGUUGGACUGUGACAUUUGGCAAUUUAUUGAAGACGAGUUCCAAUCAGAGCAAAUCAUGCGAAGCUCGUCUAAUAUGGCAGCGCUGGAUUUAUGGCCGCGUGCUGAGGCCAUCAACAAAUAAAAGGUAAGUGUGAUAUCGGCCAGAUUCCAGAUUUCCCACUCCCCCUCCGCCCACUUCCCUCCACAGUCACAACUCAUUCGGCAAACGUAACGAGCUUUUGUCCUUUGUGGUGAGCAAUGGCGUGCACAUUGCAUGUGAAUGGAGCAGGGAAAAAGGAAGCAGUCGGGAAGGGAAGUGUUCAGGGGUGCAUGCGAGAUAGAUAAGUAUUGCAUGAAGCGAGAGCUGACUGACUGACUGGCUGGUUGACUAGCUGGCAAAGUCGAUGUCGAUUCGCUCACAGAAGCAUUGAAUUGGUGUUAAGCACGAACUGCUCUGCGGAAUGGAAAUGGAAAUCGAAAUGGAAAUGGAAAAUGCAAAUGAAAAAAUCAGCAAGUUGUCAUUCGACACAAACGGCGAUUGAAGCUAGCCGAGAGCAGACGACAUCACAAGGAUCACAGAAGCAAGUCAAAAAUGUCCAAUCAACUAUUUUUCCUCAGUUUGGCCGACAUAUUCUCCGUGUAUCCAGCCAUCUUUAAGGAUGUGAGUAAACAGCUCAAGAAGACCAAACAAAUCUAUCUGCCCAGCGAUGAAGAAUGGCAGGACAAGAUGUACUACAUGCUCCUCGAGAUUCAACGCCAGGUCAACGAAUCCGCGGAUGUCAACAUCUCGCUCAAAGACAUCGAUAAGCGUGACAAACCCGCCUUUGAUCCCGAUCGCAUUACCAAAAUCAUCUCACCUGGAGUAAGUCCGAAUGGUCGUCGGAGUCGUGUGUUGAAGUAUUGUCAUGAUACGACUGUCAGGAUUAGGCUGAAGGCAAGUGCGCGCUGGAAUCUUCCCACAAUUGCCAAUGCAGCCAAGUUGCUGAGGAAACCUCCAUUGCCCGUGCAUUUCCAGAAUGAACACGAGAUGCGGUUGGCUUAUUCCCUCAUCUACGAUGUGUUUCGCUAUAAAACAGUGUUGUGCAACGCGUUAUCGGAUGUGAGUUUUUUCGACCGGGAGGAAAAUCAGAAGUUCAUCAAGGAUGAGCAGCGUAUUUGGUUAAUGCUCUUUGAGCUCUACGAUCGUCACUUCCGCAAUCGCAACUCGGAGCUACACGAGCUGCAAGCACAGCUCUACAAGGAGUCCGAGGUAACAGAACACGCUGCGGUGCUUUGGCGCCAUCGCAUCAAGUUGGCUGCCUCCAUUUCUCGCAUGCGCAUUGGCGUCGGAGCUCUGCGUCUUUCCCAGCUGCUGCCCAUUCACUUGCAGAACGAGAAGGUUGCUAUUGCCGCUGCUAAUCCCGUGGUGACGGGUUGGAUUAAUCCCUUCCUGGUGCGCAAUAAGAUGGAGGCGGAUAAAAUACUUACGGAGAUGGGCUACACUGUGCAUGGACCGGAUGAUGAGCAACCGCUACUUGAGCAGCACUGCAAGUGGGACAACAUUUGUCCAUUGGUCAUAUCGGUGAUACCCAAGGAUCGCAGCGAGUUUACAAAGUCUGUGCUAAUGACCAAGCACAUGUUUAUAAUGCAGGACAAAAACUUUUCCUUUGGUCCCGCCAUAAUGUCCAAGCUCAUGGACUAUUUUGAGCUCUACGGUGACAUACUACAAACUCACAUUGAUUCACCACGCUCCACAGCCUACUUGGCAGCCUUGUUCUACUCCGUAAACCGCGUCAACAAUUUCUAUGUCUAUGGAGCAGGCGCCAAUCUUAAGGAGUACCGACGCUACAUGGAGUCCAUAGGAGUCAACAAUAUUCGUCUCUUCGCGGAUGCCUUCACCUCGUUUCCCAUGGAAUCGAAUCGUUUUCGCACCGUUGUGGGGGUAUUUGCCACGCCCCCGAACUCCUUUAGUGCCAUCUCGGAUCCCAUUGAUUUGAUCUGCUCACGUGGGGGUGACUUAAGCAUGCUUGAGGUGCUCACCGAGUCGGAGGUCAGUGAUGAGGGCAAACAACGUGUGGGUUGCAUUCUCGAAGAGCAGCUGCUCACACUGACCAUGACUAUGUCACGACCUCAAGUGCAAUUUGUGCUCUAUCAAACACACUCGAUUGUGACCACCGAGAACGAGGAUAUGGUGAAACAUGUGCUGCAGGUGAUCAACAAACUGGCGCUGGAGAAGCAUCGUCAAGCCUAUCGCGAGGUCAAGCGACUCGAAGCCAUUGCCGAGGCGGAGGCAGCGAAUAUUCCCGCUGCUGCGAUGUCCAAGGAGUCGCCACGCAAGAAGGAGAAACUCUCAGCCGAAGAUAAACGCAAAUCCCAACCAGAAUUGCCAGCUAAGCCGGGUGAAUCUGGAGCUGUUCCUGUGGUCCCAUUGCCUCGCGUCGACAGCAUCGAUUUGAUCUGCACGCCGGACAUCGAUGAGUUUGUGCUCGAUAUUGUGCCGGACAUUUGCAUCAAUCAGGACAAUUGCAUUGCCCAUCAGUCGACGGGCAGUUUUCUCUCGCUCAUCCGUCGUAAAUCGCUGACGCAGCUCAACGAAAAGUAUCUCAUCAGCAUGGCGGAGCGUCGAGGACUCUUUGGCAAGCCAGCGGAUCGUGAUAAGUCGCGCAAGGCAGUGAAGAUGCAGGAGGUCAAUGAACCUCCGCCACCUGAUGCCACCUACGACAACAGCUCGGCUACGUCGCGUACGGGAGGACAACAAUCGGCGCGUUUGCAGCACCAGCGACCAACCCAGGCAAGCGCCAUACGAUCGCACCUGACAAAGGUGUCGGCGACGCAACGGCAUCCGAUAGCGUUCAACUUUAGGCGGCGGGAGUGCAAGCGUUUUUACGUCUUGCCCGUUUAUAUGCACAGCACAAAGCAAAACAGCCGCUUGUGGUGGCAAUACGCCUUUAAAUGUGUCACGCGCAAUGGCAACGAUGCCAUCUGGAAUCCGAAUCUUAAAUUCAAGCUACACUGCAAACGGCAGCUGCGCAUCCGGAAACUGCGACGUGUGAUGUGGUCGAAUCGGGAGCCGCUGCAUUUGCACAUCCAAGACAUCGAGUUGAUCUGCCAUCUACGCAAAUAUAGCAAGUAGGAAGUGAGAAACUUAUUUGUUAACUACUCGUAAGAGGGGACCAAUAAUAAACACUAAUUGAGAA
This is a messenger RNA of Drosophila albomicans, 6425 nucleotides long. RefSeq lists its product as uncharacterized. Lineage: Eukaryota; Metazoa; Arthropoda; Insecta; Diptera; Drosophilidae. The coding region runs from base 3842 to 6361 and encodes 839 amino acids. The record is from RefSeq and is a predicted model, not a curated record. The transcript is spliced from 10 exons.